This is a messenger RNA of Medioppia subpectinata, 296 nucleotides long. Lineage: Eukaryota; Metazoa; Arthropoda; Arachnida; Sarcoptiformes; Oppiidae. The record is from the annotation of a GenBank genome assembly.
CAUUAGGAAAGGCGACCGAAUCCUCGAAGUGAAUGGCAUUAACGUCGAGGGGGCCACUCAUAAGCAGGUUGUGGAUCUAAUAAAGAGCGGUGGAGACAAACUGACACUUACGGUGAUUUCGGUCACUCCACGGGAGGCCGAGAAGUUGGAGCCGAACGACGAGACGUCGAGCUAUUCAUACCUGGAUUACAGCGAAAAGCGUUCGCUUCCCAUAUCUAUUCCCGAUUAUAAUUACAUCGAAAGAAAUGCCGACAAAUAUGUGGUGUUCAACAUAUAUAUGGCGGGCCGUCAUCUGU